Cydia fagiglandana is the source of this 1574-nucleotide messenger RNA. Its product is annotated as hexokinase-1-like. The transcript is spliced from 12 exons. The coding region runs from base 98 to 1567 and encodes 489 amino acids. Gene Ontology annotation, molecular function: D-glucose binding; ATP binding; glucokinase activity. Gene Ontology annotation, cellular component: mitochondrion; cytosol. Gene Ontology annotation, biological process: glucose metabolic process; glucose 6-phosphate metabolic process; carbohydrate phosphorylation. NCBI's taxonomy places the organism in Eukaryota, Metazoa, Arthropoda, Insecta, Lepidoptera, Tortricidae. The record is from RefSeq and is a predicted model, not a curated record.
CGCCGGCGGCAGUGUGCGCCGCGACGUCUCCGAACACGCACGUAGCGUUCGAUCCGGUGCGACACCUCACGACCACAACACAAACAUAGAACCCGCCAUGUCGACGGCGCUGAACGGGCGCGUCAACGGACACGCCAAACUGAACGGCGACCACCGCGGGACCAACGGCUACGCUGAAGAUGCCGAGUGGGCUGCCCAGUUCCUGCCGCCGCCGCUGCGGCUGGGCGAUGAUGGUGCUCGUGCUUUGAAGGUGGAGGCAUGCCUGGCAGAGCUGAACCUGUGCGGCGCCACCCUGCGCCGCGUGGCCAACGUGUUCGAACGGGAGCUCACGAGGGGACUGAGGCAGCAGCCGUCCUCGUUGCAGAUGGAGAACACAUACGUUCCUGAGCUGCCGGAUGGCACAGAGGAAGGCGUGUUCCUCGCGCUGGACCUGGGCGGCACCAACUUCAGGGUGCUGCUGGUGGAGCUGCGCGGCGGCCAGAUGCUGCGCGAGGACGUCAAGCAGUACCACAUCAGCGACGAGCUGCGGCUGGGGCCGGGUGAAGACCUCUUCAACUUCCUCGCGGACUGCGUCCAGGACUUUGUGCGCUCCGAGGGUAUGGAAGACCAAGAGAUGUCACUAGGUUUCACAUUCUCAUUCCCGAUGAAGCAACACUCGAUCUCGUCCGGCGAGCUGAUCACGUGGACCAAGAGCUUCAAGUGCGGCGGCAUGCGCGGCGUGGACGUGGCCGCGCUGCUGCAGCGCUGUCUCCACGACCGCGGGCUCAAGGUCACCGUGCGGGUGCUGCUCAACGACACCACCGGCACGCUGGUGGCCGGCGCGCAGCAGGACCGGCGAGUGGAGAUCGGCGUGAUACUGGGCACGGGCUCCAACGGCUGCUACAUGGAGUCGGCGGCGGCCGUGACGCACUGGGAGGCGGCGCGGCGCGGGCGCGGCUGCGCGGUGUGCGUCGACAUCGAGUGGGGCGCCUUCGGGGACAACGGCUGUCUGGACUUCAUGAGAACGGACUUGGAUAGAGAAGUGGACGCGCGCUCGCUGCUUGUAGGCUCCUUCACAUUUGAGAAGUACAUUGGUGGCAAAUACCUCGGCGACCUGCUGCGGGCGGCGCUGGCGCGGCUGGCCGGCGCGGGGCUGCUGCCCGCCGCGCCGCCGCCCGGCACCAUCACCUCGGAACAUGUCAGCUUCUUCGAGGAGGACAACGAGAACGGCUCGACAACGCGCACGCUGGCGGCGCUGCGCGCGGCGUGCCCCGAGUCGGCGGCGGCGUGGCGCGACGCCGACGCGCUCGUCGCACAGCACGCCGCCAGGAUGUGCUCCAACCGCGCCGCGCAGCUCGUCUCAGUCUGCGUGGCCGUGUUAGUGCAGCGCAUGGCGCGGCCGCACGUGGUGGUGGCCGUGGACGGCUCCGUGUUCAAGCGGCACCCGAGGAUCCGCGGCCUCAUGGAGAAGUACAUCGCCUUGCUGCAACCUUACGAGUUCUCUCUGAUGGGCGCCGAGGACGGCAGCGGCAAGGGCUCCGCGCUCACCGCCGCCAUCGCCGCGCGCAUCGCCGCGCAGGACAACUAGGACAAAC